AUGAAGUUCUCCGUUGCCCUUGGCGCCGUUUUGGCCGCCACGGCCUCCGCCGUCCGCUUCGAGUCCUACCCAGAGCCUAACUACGAGGGCGGUGCUCAGGUCUUUGUGAGUCUUCCAAUUGGAUGUUACAUGGUUCGCUGGGAUAUAGAGUGGCGCCUCUUCGACGUCGCGGUUCUAACUCUCGACUUCAUCCUAAACAGCGGCUGGUUCUACCUCACCCCCGUCGCCCGCUCCUACAAGUUCGACUCCGAGGGCGGGAAGUACGCCAUCAAGGCGCCUACCGGUAGUGCUGCGUUCUGUGACGGCGACACUGAGGUUGCAGACACUGGUGCUACACUGGGUACUGUGGAGGUUGGGUAUGCUGCGGAUAUGUGCUGA
Messenger RNA from Aspergillus mulundensis, 378 nucleotides. RefSeq lists its product as uncharacterized. Lineage: Eukaryota; Fungi; Ascomycota; Eurotiomycetes; Eurotiales; Aspergillaceae. The coding region runs from base 1 to 378 and encodes 125 amino acids. The transcript has 3 exons. The record is from RefSeq and is a predicted model, not a curated record.